AUGGGAUACUGCUCUUUACCAUGCUACCAGAGUGAGAAGCAUGCUGUUUGCUCAGAAGCCUUCUACAAGGAGUGUGUUAUCAGUGAACUUAAGGAAAUGAAUACUUCAUCACAAGAUCGAGACAAAGUUCUGAAGAUGCUGUCUGAAGAUUUGGAACAGAAAGCUGAAGAGGAUUCUGACAGUGGGGAGGAGGAUGACCUUGAACGCAGACUUCAUGGCUUGGAUAUGGACAGAGAUAUCCAUUUGGUAUGGAGUCGGCUCACCCAGAAGGAGAAAGAGGAUUUUGCACGCAUGUUGCAGGAUGGCAGGUUAGCCAGGUUAAUUGAAAUCUGGACUCCUUGGUGGAGAUGUAAGGAAAAUCACAAGCUAGUAAAAGAGCAAGAAAGAGUUGCUGGUCUUUGUGAGGGAACCAGAAGAAUGCCAGAUAUUUUGGAAGACAUACCAGACAUCAGCACACUUCUAAAGAGCGGACAGCCUGCUGUUGAAUGUAGGUUUGAUCUGAUAAAUAUUUUAUAUGGCUACUGUUUUGUUUCACGUAUUCACAAUGGCUGUCAUAUGGAAUGCCCUGUUGAUAGUACUCAGGAUCUUCUUGAUGUAUCUGCUGUGUUGCGGGAUCAAUAUAGGUGUGGAAGCACAGGCGAUGCAAUCCAAAAGGCUUUUGAUGAUGUGUGUAAGAGUGGCAAGAAAUCUGAAGGUGUAUCAAAAGAGUUCAACCUCACUGUGCUGGAGGAUGUCAAAGUGAUCAUCAGUGGUCCUGGCCAGGCAAAAAGCUUGACCUUCAUGUCAGCGGCUCUAUCAGACCUCAUUUUAUUGUUGAGAUCAGCUCUGGUCAUCAUCAAGAAAGAACUGAAAAGUCAUGAUGAGGCUGAAAGCAGAAAUUUGACUGAGUUGAAAGCUCUGAAGUCACAAGUGUUCAAGGCAGAGAAAAAGCUGAUGUUUCUGCUGAGCUGGAUUCAGCAUUUUGGCACUUCAGUGCAACAGUUACUGCCCAUGUUGCAGUUUGAGAUUGAAACUAGACAGUCUGAAAUUGAAGAUGUUGAAGAAAUCAAGACAUUGGUUGAACAUAACAUGGACAAGUUGAAACCUCCAGAUACCACACAUGCAGAAAAUAGUAGCACAGAGACCAUUCACAGAAAAAUUGUUGAAUUAGACUGA
This is a messenger RNA of Candidula unifasciata, 1155 nucleotides long. NCBI's taxonomy places the organism in Eukaryota, Metazoa, Mollusca, Gastropoda, Stylommatophora, Geomitridae. The record is from the annotation of a GenBank genome assembly.